Molecule: messenger RNA, 1752 nt
Organism: Penicillium robsamsonii
Lineage: Eukaryota; Fungi; Ascomycota; Eurotiomycetes; Eurotiales; Aspergillaceae
Product: putative triacylglycerol lipase (LipA)
Exons: 9
Coding region: 1-1752 (583 amino acids)
Source: RefSeq, a predicted model, not a curated record
AUGCGGUCAAUGACAAUUACUUCGAUGCUACUUUCGGUCUUAUUCCUUUCUAUAAUUCCGGGGGCAAUAGCCAACCCUCUCUCCAAACCAACAGGGACCACAUCGAAUCCCCCAACAGCAACCCUGUCAACAAGCAACAGAGGCCCAAAGACCAUCUUUGUAGGCCGCUCUCUUCCAGAGUUCAAUCAGGAUCUCUUCCUAGGCAUCAAAUAUGCCAACAAGCCAAUCCGCUUCACACCAGCCGAGCUCAAGAGCGCCUAUGCAUCUAAGGAUAGUGAUUCUGGUACCUAUGAACUACCUACAGCAGAACUCAGCACUACUUCCAAGUCAGUAUACUACAAUGCUACGGAGUAUGGCAACGAUUGUCCUGCGUAUGGAUCCGAUACCACCGUCUUGGUGAAUAAGGGCCUAAUCACUUUGAAUGAAGACUGCCUUAACUUGAAUAUAAUCCGACCUAAUGUCGACGAGAACUACGGGUUGCUUCCAGUUAUGAUUUGGAUUUUCGGUGGUGGGUGGACACAGGGCGCCACUGCGGAUCCGAGAUAUAACAUGAGCUAUAUUGUUGAACAGAGCGCAUUGAACGGCAAACCAGUCAUGGGUGUUUCUAUCAACUAUCGUCUGGCAGCAUUCGGAUUCCUUGACUCGGAAGAAGUGAGGGCUGAAGGAAACACGAACCUAGCACUGCGUGACCAGCGUACAGCUAUGCGCUGGGUGAAGAAGAAUAUCAAAAUGCUUGGUGGUGAUCCUAACAAAAUCACUAUCUGGGGCGAAUCUGCUGGUGCAUACAGUGUCGGAGCCCAUCUGGUGACUAACAAUGGCGAUAAUGAGGGUCUUUUCAGAGCUGCAAUCAUGGAUUCUGGAAACGCUGUCGGGCCCCCAUACAACGGAACAGAAUGGCACCAGCCAAUGUACAACCGAAUCGUCGAGAGAUCCAGAUGCACCAAUUCAACGAACACCCUAAGAUGUCUCCGUGAACUUCCCUACGAAGCCUUCUAUAACAUUGCAAACGAGGGCCUAGAAUGGUUUGCUACCAUCGACGGCUCAUUCAUAGCCCAGUAUCCUCAGAUCAGCUAUAGACAAGGCAAAUUGGCUCGGGUACCCAUCUUGAUAGGGACGAAUACCGAUGAGGGCACCAGUUUCGGGACAACAGGCACAAACACCGAUGAGGACUGUAUCAAUAAAUUGACUACAUCCAAGCGCUGGGUCCUCGACCGUUCACAAGCUACCCAGCUGCUAUCUUAUUACCCCAACAUUCCCGCCUUUGGCUGCCCCUAUGGCUGGGGUAAUAUUACCUGGCCCUCGCUGGGACUCAUGUACAAGCGUUACGAAUCCAUAGCCGGGGAUCUGACCAUGGUAGGCCCACGGCGCAUGCUGGCACAACGUAUGGCCACCUUGCACGACAAGGUAUAUUCGUACAGAUGGGAUGUGGCGGCGUUGAAUGGCUCGACAAUGAUUGGGGUGCAGCAUUUUGCAGAGAUCCCGUUCAUCUUUGCAAACCCAGUGCAGACCAUCACACCGCUCGGAAUCGAUCCUGCGCGCUUGGAACUGGGACAGAUGGCAGCGCGAAUGUGGAUGUCAUUUGUGGCGGACCUGGACCCCAACGGAAAUGGUGUUUCUGGUGUUGCCAAAUGGCCCAAGUAUUCGUCCCGUGCGACGAACUUUGUGUUCCGCUUACCCUGGAAUGACAGUUAUAUCGAGGCUGACACAUACCGGGUCGAUGGGACUGAUUAUAUCAAUAGCAUCGCGCGGUGA